AUGGAGCCAGCCAAAGAAGAAAUCACCGACAAGAUGGAAAAGCUUAAGGUCGAGGAAGAAGAGGAAAAGAAGGAACUCCCUGAAGAGAAGAAGGGCGAGGAGGAAGUUCAGAUUGGUGAAGGAAUCCAAGACUGGAGGAGAAACCAAGAGAGUGCUUUCCUCAGUUCUUCAACUUCUUGGGACGAUGAGAAACUCGCUAUUCCUGAAAAAAUCAAACAAGCUCUGAGAGAUGCGGAAGUCCUGAGACCUAGUAAAAUCCAAGCUUAUGCUAUUCCUUUGGUGACUGAAGAUCCAGAGAGAAGUAUUGUAGCCCAAUCACAAAAUGGAAGUGGCAAAACUUUUGCUUUUUCAUUAUGCUCUCUUUUAAGAAUCGACGAGAAUGACAGUAAUCUCCAAGUGUUAGUAUUGGCUCAUACAAGAGAGUUGGUGAACCAGAUCUGGGAACAGAUCCAGAUUCUUAACAAAUAUACCAAAUACAACAUCACUCAGGUUAAGAAAGAAGAAAAGAAGCCAACAAUUGGACAAAUAACCGUCAUGACUGCUGGAAAGUGUAAAACCCUAAUGAAAUUGAAGAAGAUUAAUUUUAGCUCUAUCAAGAUGAUUGUUAUUGACGAGGCUGACCAUUUCUUCGGAAGCGAAGAAGAUCGUGCUGUCACCACCAGACUUAUCCAAGAAAUUGACGAAAAGUGCCCCAAGGUUCAGAAACUCUUCUUUUCAGCUACUUAUGAAGAACAUGUGAGGGAUGCAAUCAGGGGUAUUAUCCCAGAGUCUUCUAUUUCUAUCAAAGUCAAGAGUAAGAAGCUGACUCUUAAAGGAGUGAAGCAGCUAUACUUUGUUGCAAAGGAGGUGAGAAAGUUCAAUGUCGUUGAAGAUCUCUACAAUGAGUUUGAUAAUACCCAAAUGAUUGUAUUUGUCAACACAAAGAAAUUCGGAGAGAUGGCACACGCGCAUAUGACUGGUAAAGGAUACAAAUCAAGCAUAAUCACCGGAAAUGUUGAUCCAGAAGAGAGAGAUAGAAUCAUGGCCCAGUUUAGAAACAGAGAGCUCCAAUUCAUUUUCGCUACCAAUGUUUUAUCCAGAGGUAUCGAUAUUUCAGACAUGAAGUUGAUGAUCAAUCUUGAUGUUCCAUUCAUUAAGGAUGCAGAUGGUUUCGAAAACGCAGAUUAUGAGAAUUAUCUCCACAGAAUUGGUAGAACAGGAAGAUUUGACACAAAAGGAGUAGCUCUAACUAUUAUUGAUGGAAGUGAAAGAAGAUUUGAUAAAGAAAUGGAUGUCCUCAAGCAAAUUCAGGAGCAUUAUGAAUCAAAUAUUGAAGAGCUAAAGAAUAUCGAAGAUCUUCCAGAGAUCUAUAAUGAGCACUGUAAUAAUGACUAAUUGCUUUGAAAAAUAGAAUUCACAUA
This is a messenger RNA of Moneuplotes crassus, 1400 nucleotides long. The record is from the annotation of a GenBank genome assembly. Lineage: Eukaryota; Ciliophora; Spirotrichea; Euplotida; Euplotidae.